CUUCAUGCCUCUCGACGGACACAGCUACCUGACAUCAUACGGAUGGUCAGGCAAAGGCACAGGCCUUCGCACCGGCGCCAUCGACAGGCCCCUUGCCAUCCCUCAAAAACGAAACCUCUCCGGCGUAGGCAAGGAUCGCGACGAGGCAUUCCCCUUCUGGGAUCACCUAUAUUCAGCUGCCACGAAAGCUAUCACCAUCAAGAUAGCAGAUGGUGACGAUGACGACGAUGCCGACGCCGACGAUAAUGAGGAUUCGUUAGGGUCCACGACCCUCCAACUAAAACGUACUGCGACGGGCAUCAUAUCGAAUAGAAGACCGCUGUCGGGAACCCCUGCAUCCGGAACAUCUACCCCAGACUUAGACUCUCACCCACGCAUCUCUAUAAUGACCAUUGCGAAACGUGAGGCUGCAAGAAAGGGCUUAUACUCUCGCUUUUUCCGUGGGCCAACAUUAGCCCCUGAUGAUCCCAGUAAUCUGACAUCAUCCCCUCCGUCCCCCCUCCAUUCUGCCGAUCCUACUCCCGAAAGAGAGAUCGCUCCUCAGACUGACGUCCCAAGCAAAAAGAAAAGCACAAAGCGGAAAAUAUCAGAGCACUCCGAGACUCGAGAUCAGCGGAGAGAAAUAAAACGAUUGAAACGGGAGAAAAGGGAGAAGAAAGCAGCGAAGAAGGCAGCAAAAACUGGGACAGAAAAGUCUAUACUACACGAUCUUGAGACGAAAGACGAACGCAGGGCGCGGAAGGAAGCCAAGAGGGCUUUGAAAGCAUUGAAAAAAUUGCCUGAUAAUGCAGGACUUCGAAAACCACCUGGAGAUGUAGUCUUCAAGAGCGUCGAUCAGCCUCGAUCACGGGGACAACAUGAAAGAACCGUCGAUACUUCUCCUCAGGUUAACGGCCAUGCGACUGUGAACGACAUAGAUACGAAGACGGAUCCAUAAAUUAGCAUUUCAUCCUUUUCACCAUUAUCACAGAUAUACCAUUGCACUACUGUAAUGACAUUC
Molecule: messenger RNA, 1000 nt
Organism: Suillus clintonianus
Lineage: Eukaryota; Fungi; Basidiomycota; Agaricomycetes; Boletales; Suillaceae
Exons: 3
Coding region: 5-937 (310 amino acids)
Source: RefSeq, a predicted model, not a curated record